Rhinichthys klamathensis goyatoka is the source of this 735-nucleotide messenger RNA. RefSeq lists its product as uncharacterized. NCBI's taxonomy places the organism in Eukaryota, Metazoa, Chordata, Actinopteri, Cypriniformes, Leuciscidae. The coding region runs from base 85 to 735 and encodes 216 amino acids. The record is from RefSeq and is a predicted model, not a curated record. The transcript has 5 exons.
CACUUCCUCUGAGUUGCUAUAAAGUUACACACAACAUCAAUCUCCACACAAGUUCAACCUGAACACGUUCAAGAAGAUCACAGAAUGAAGACUCUGCUGCUUUCACUCCUCUGUGUGUUUGUGUGUUCUCAACACACAGAAGGUGUCACUGAUCAACAGGUGACUUUAGGACAGAGUGUGACUUUAGCUUGUGAGUUUAAAUGUAAAGCUGCUAUUUGGUUUGUGAUAAAGCCAUCAGUUCGUCCAGUGAUGAUACUGCGUACGUUUGGAUCUGAAAAGCCUGAAUAUUACGACGAGAAAUUCCGCAACAAAUAUUCAGAGGGAAGCAGGAGCCAAUUAAUUAUCAAUACUGUCACUGCUGAUGAUUUAGGAACUUAUUACUGUAUAAAACCAGGCUGGGCUCUACAGAUCAGUGACGGUAUGAGACUGGACACCACUGAAGCCCCCCAUGGGCCAGAUGAACCAGAGCAAAAGAAUCCCGCACAAGAUCAGAGAGCAAAUCAGAUCCUGAUUGUCAUGUUCACCCUGCUGAUGGUUGUGCUGUUUGCUGCAGUGAUAGGUUUAGUAAUUAUGAACCGUAAAAUGUCUAGGAAAAUUCCUAGAUAUGAAAGUUCUCAGCAGAUUUUAAACAGAAGAAUAACACCCAUUCGGACCAACGUCACUGUUGAUCCACUGACCGAUCAUGAAUAUCUAGAAGUGCUGCCAUCCCCUGAAUAUGAAAUAGCAACAUAUUGA